Messenger RNA from Dibothriocephalus latus, 453 nucleotides. The record is from the annotation of a GenBank genome assembly. Lineage: Eukaryota; Metazoa; Platyhelminthes; Cestoda; Diphyllobothriidea; Diphyllobothriidae.
AUGGCAUCAAGAGGGGCGGAGUAUGUCCACAUCUUUGGCGUAGACAACGUCCUCACCAAGAUGGCGGAUCCCUACUUCUUCGGCUUUUGCAUAUCAAAGGAAGCCGAGUGCGGCGCAAAAGUUGUCGAAAAAACAAUGCCUGAGGAGCCAAUCGGCGUGGUCGGUGUUGUUGAUGGAAAGUUUAGGGUGAGUCCUACCCUACCUAUGUGUAUGUUUGUAUGUGUGAUGUUUUUUUUCCUACAGGAUAGUAACCGCAACUGUUUCGGAGAGGGUACUGUGGUGAUAAGCUUGUCACAAGCAACGAUGUUUGCCGAUCAACAGCGCCUCGAUCAAAUCCCCAGAAAUGAACUAAACAGCAAGGGCAUAAAAGGGGAAAUGUAUUGUCGUAAACUAACGACGUACUUUAUAAAUGAAAGCAAGGCAUGCAGGUGCAUGAACAAGAUAGGCCUGUAA